AUGUGCAACCUGCAAAUCCGGGAACAUUCUUUAGAUUGUCUCAGAUGCCUGCCUCAGUAUUGGCCCAAUAAUGAGAAGGACAAGUGUUUUCCUAAACCAGUGGAGUUUCUCUCCUGGGAUGAGAUCCUUGGGACUAUGCUGGCUGCUUUCUCUAUUGCUGGCUCUUUAGCAGCUUUUAGCAUAACUUUAGUAUUCUACAAAAACAGGGCUUCUCCGAUAGUAAGAGCCAACAACUCAGAGCUAAGCUUCAUGUUGCUCUUCUCAUUGACUCUGUGUUUCCUCUGUUCACUUACUUUCAUUGGUCGUCCCACUGAGUGGUCCUGUAUGUUACGUCACACAGCAUUUGGCAUCACUUUUGUCCUCUGUAUCUCUUGUGUUCUGGGGAAAACAAUAGUAGUGUUAAUGGCCUUCAAAGCUACAAUUCCAGGAAGUAAUGUCAUGAAAUGUUUUGGGCCUCUUCAACAGAGAUUCAGUGUUUUUGGUUUCACUCUAAUACAGAUACUUAUAUGUGUGCUUUGGUUAACAAUAUCCCCACCAGUUCCUUACAAUAAUAUGCAACAUUACAAAGAAAAAAUAAUUCUAGAAUGCAGUUUAGGAUCAGCUAUAGGUUUCUGGGCUGUACUAGGUUAUAUUGGCCUGCUAGCUUUCCUUUGCUUUGUUUUAGCUUUUCUAGCACGAAAGCUACCUGAUAAUUUCAAUGAGGCGAAAUUCAUCACAUUCAGCAUGCUCAUAUUCUGUGCUGUAUGGAUCACUUUUGUUCCAGCUUAUGUCAGCUCUCCAGGGAAAUUCACGGUGGCCGUGGAGAUAUUUGCUAUUUUAGCUUCAAGCUUUGGUCUGAUUCUCUGUAUUUUUGCCCCUAAGUGUUUUAUUAUUGUCUUUAGACCAGAGCAGAAUACCAAAAAACACUUAAUGGGUAAAAUACCAACAAAAGCCCUCUAAAACACACAAAAUUAGAUAUCAAAUGAUUUUACU
Molecule: messenger RNA, 972 nt
Organism: Carassius auratus (goldfish)
Lineage: Eukaryota; Metazoa; Chordata; Actinopteri; Cypriniformes; Cyprinidae
Product: extracellular calcium-sensing receptor-like
Exons: 2
Coding region: 1-939 (312 amino acids)
Biological process (GO): G protein-coupled receptor signaling pathway
Cellular component (GO): plasma membrane
Molecular function (GO): G protein-coupled receptor activity
Source: RefSeq, a predicted model, not a curated record